This is a messenger RNA of Condylura cristata (star-nosed mole), 904 nucleotides long. RefSeq names its product nuclear protein, transcriptional regulator, 1 (gene NUPR1). The transcript has 3 exons. The coding region runs from base 218 to 466 and encodes 82 amino acids. Gene Ontology annotation, cellular component: nucleus. Gene Ontology annotation, biological process: negative regulation of cell cycle; negative regulation of cell population proliferation. Lineage: Eukaryota; Metazoa; Chordata; Mammalia; Eulipotyphla; Talpidae. The record is from RefSeq and is a predicted model, not a curated record.
AGAAAGAUUCCUUUUCCCUCUCGUGACUGAUGUUUACUGGGCUGGGUUCUGGGAAAGUGCUAGGUUGCAUCAGACAGAGGCUGCAGGGCUGGAACCGGGCGGUGGCAGGGAGGAGACCUGGCCUCAUAAGUUGGGGCCAAAGAGCUGGGAGGUGUCUGGAAACCAGACAUAAACAAAGCGCUAGAGAGCAGAGGGAUCAGGAGAGAGAGCAGACAGGAUGGCCACCCUCCCUGCGGCAGCCAGCCCUUCCCAGCAGAUCCCAGGCCCAGAGGACGAAGACCCCAGCCUGGACGAAUAUGACCUCUACAGCCUGGGCCACUCCUACCUGGGAGCAGGAGGCCGGAAAGGUCGCACCAAGAGAGAAGCCGCUGCCAACACCAACCGCCCCAGCCCUGGUGGACACGAGAGGAAGCUGGUGACCAAACUCCGGAACACGGAGCAGAAAAAGCGAGGGGCACGGCCCUGAGGCCGACCUGGAGAGGAGGCUGGAACACGCUCACCACACAGAUGGCGACAGGACCACAGAGCAAUCAGGACCGCAGCGGGAUGGGCUUGGGGGAGAGAAGGGGAGCAGGACCCAGGCCUGUUUGCCCCAUCCCACCCCCAGGACUUACCCCACCUGACUAAGUCUCCAAGGGACCACCAAGGAAGCAUCCCCGGCCCCAGGAAAAGGGCAAGACGGGGAGCAAGAAGCAGGAAUGGAGAGGCAGAGUCACAAAGUACCCCACAAAAGAGAAAGCGGGGAAGGAAACGAGUUUUCCAGGGUGGCAGCGACAACCAACCAACAAAAAACCGCAACGACAGCUUGUGUGUUUUGUUCUCUCCGUCUGUGUUUUCAUUUGCACACACGUCUGCCCACACGCGUCUGCAGGCGUGUGAGCCAAUAAAAGCCUUUUUGUUCGUG